UGAGGCAAAGACGUGCUCCUUCGGCAUGGGGCGGGAGGGGAUGUUCCCCGGGGCGGCGGCGGUCCUUUACGGGGCGCUGGCGGCGCUGGUCUUGCUGGGCGUCCGCGACGUGCUUUUCCUGUAUGAGGAGAACCGGUGCAGCAUGACCUACAUGUUCGAGUACCCCGAGUACCUGAAAAUAAAGCUGCCUAGGAAAAUACUCAGACAUUAUCCCGCUUAUGAACUCUAUCUCUAUGGGGAAGGAAGUUACGCAGAAGAAAAUAGAAAUCUGGUGUUAACUGGUAUUCCAGUCCUGUUUCUUCCUGGCAAUGCUGGCAGUUACAAACAAGUGCGUUCACUUGGGUCAAUAGCACUCAGGAAGGCAGAAGACCUUGACUUCAAAUACCAUUUUGAUGUCUUCAGUGUUAACUUUAACGAGGAACUUGUCGCAUUGUAUGGUGGAAGUUUACAAAGGCAGACCAGAUUUGUGCACGAAUGUAUUAAAGUCAUUCUUAAGUUGUAUAAGGGCCAGGGAUCUGCUCCAUCCAGUGUUGCCAUUGUGGGCCAUUCUAUGGGCGGUCUUGUUGCACGAGCGCUUCUGACUCUUAAAAAUUUUAAGGCAGAGCUCAUCAACGUCCUUGUUACUCAAGCCACACCUCAUAAUGCACCUGUAAUGCCUUUAGACCAGUAUCUGACUGAUUUUUACACGGCUGUGAACCAUCACUGGAGUCUCAAAGCUCAAGAUGUAGCGAAUCUAACGACUCUCUCCGUGGCGGGAGGAUUCCGAGAUUAUCAAGUUCGUUCAGGAUUGGCUCUUCUGCCCAGAUCAGAUCAACAAAGCAGUGCCUUGUCUGUCGUGAGCUCAGAAGUUCCUCGAGUUUGGGCUUCAACAGACCACCUUUCCAUAGUUUGGUGUAAAGAACUGAUCUUGGCUACUGUCAGGGCAUUUUUUGACCUUAUUGAUGAAAACACUAAACAGAUAACGCAAGAUCCUCAGAAGAGAAUGCUAGUCCUGAACCAUCACUUUCUGAAGCAUCCAGCAAAAUUCUUUGAGGAAAGGCCCCAGCCGGUGGCUGAACUAACAGGAGCCUUAACCUGGAUCACGAUAAAAGCUUCAAAAUGGUCUUAUACAGCAUACAAUGAAUCGGAUGGAAAAUAUUUUACUUUUCCUCUUUCAAGCCACAGAAAAUCGUACAGUCAUGUUCACUGUCAAAACAGUAUGUUGGACACAAAUAGUUGGAUAUAUGGCUGUGUAAACAGUUCCUCAUCUAUGUGCCUACAAGGUGUUGACUUAUCUUGGAAGGCUGAAUUACUGCCAACCGUUAAGGCAGUGACUCUGAAGCUUCAAGACUAUCCUUCUUUGACUCAUCUUGUACUCCAUGUACCAGCUGUCAAUGGCAAUAAGUUUACUUUGGAUUGUGAGUUCUUUAACGAGGCCUCUAGAACAGUGCAACUCCCUGUGACCCACCUCUUUUCUUUCGGAUUUUCUUCAAGCAAAAUUGUAUUAAAUUCAACUGGCCUUAUUCACAAUGUUCAGCUUCAACACUUUGGUCAGAUAUACCAAGCUUUUAAACUCUAUGUAGAGAGCCACUGCCAGUCAUUCAAAGAAAGAAAACCUAGUGUAUACCGACUUCAUAUCCCGUGGUCCCAUGAGGACUCCUUAACAUUGUCUCAGGUUCCAUCUUCAACGGAGAUUUCUGCAAAACUGCACGUCGCACAACCUGAAAAUGACACAACAGUUCCAGUAUUGAAUAUUUAUUCGUCUUCAGAUUGUCAAUAUGAAGUAACCAUCAGGACCUCUUUUCUGCAAGUCCUUGGCCAGGUAAUAAGAUUCCAUGGUGGCACCCUUCCUGUGUACAUUAUUUCUAAUAUUCUUCUUGCCUAUGGAAGACAAUUAAAGUCCCUAAUCUCAACAGGCCAAUGUUCCGAUUUUGUCCUGGCACUUACUAAAGCAUCCAAACCGUACAAAGUUGAACCUCUUGUAAAUAUUGUUAAGUUCUUGUUGGGGCUUAACUGGUUUAAAGGAAUCUGGGAUGCGUUAUUCUUGCCAGAACUGGAUGCUGUUACCCUGAGUAGGCAGGAUGUGUGGUUUCCUUUUGUGUCCCUGAUCCUCUUUAUGUUUGGAUCUGGCAUUGCCUAUUGGGGUGGCAUACUCUUGGAUUCAUCCAUACGGCUCUUGUCCUCCUUGUGGGUAGCUUUGAUCAGACCUUCUGGAUUUCCCACAGACGACAAGUUGAUCACUCAGAGAAGGCUGUGCAUAGCUGCUUUCAUGAUUUUCCUUAGUUGGACCACAUGUGGGGCAUUGGCUAUAGUAAUUACUUACUUUCAUUAUGUCUUCAAGGUUAUUAAGCUACAUUCCAGUGUAAGAACAGAACUAAGUGUCCUUAAUACGCACUCGGAACAGAUUUCUAAUUACUCUCAUAAAGAAACGGGGAAGAGCUGUGGAUCGAUGGGUGGCGUUUCUGAGGCAACAAAGCUACCUGUCAGCAGCACUGCUGUUGAUAGAAUUGUGGAUAGUCUCAAGAUGCAUUUCACAGUCCUCAACUUGCUCACCUGGAUUGUCCUGCUCAGUUGCCCAUCACUAAUUUACUGGCUAAAAAAUCUCAGGUACCACAUUAAACUCGAUCCUGAUCCGUGUAGACCUGUAGCUCUUAUCCUCGUAAUCAUUGUGGGGAUACUCAUUAACACAAGUACUACAAAGAUUAAAUCAAGUAGACUGUUGAAGAUUGCGGUGUAUCUUCCCCUCCCCUUGUCGGUUGCUGUCGUGGCCCUUGCGCCAAUGCAUUUAUACCGAAUACCACACUUCGUAACCAUUCCUCUCUCUCUUCAUGCAUUAUGCUGCAUUGUGUGACACUUCGGUUAACCAAAGCACUCGAACCCUCCAGCGGGAAAUGGAGGGGUUGGAAGAAAGGGCUUGAACCCCCUACGACCAGCACGAAGACAACGAAAAGGGCGUCUGCUGUCAGUGGCAGAAAUGAAAACAAUUACAGGAUGAAAAACUCUUUGUGGUGAUAAUCCUUUUCUUUGGAAAAUGUAGCAUUUUGCACCUUACAGUGCAUUUUUUUUAGUUGUAAAACUUCAGAUUUCUGUAGGCACAGUAUCCUUAAUCUGCACAGGAGGCUGGGGACUCAAACCUUGAUACCUGAUUUCUCUUGGUGUUGGAAGAGUUAUGUUUUUUAAUAUUUUUAAAACGGUCCUGAACUUGUACCUCACACGUUCUUGUGUUUUGAAGCAAAGCAAGUGCAGUCGGUAACGAACUGGAAGCAAACUGUGUCCGAAAGUGAAUGGCCAAUGAGACAAUCGAAACGUGCUUAUCUCACAAUAGGCAGUUUGCUACAGCUUUGUCUUUCCUGAGAUACGUACCAAGCCAUAGUGCUGCUACAGGGCGGUUGCUGGUGACAAAUCUCGAGUUUAUAUCAGAGCCGGCGCGUUUGUCAGAUAAUCAACAGUGAUGGUGGUGGCUUUAGUAUAUUCAGUAUAAUAUCAUUGAGUCAAUGUACUGGUGGAUGUGUCUGGUCUUCGAACGGUUACUCUGAACACUGGUAGAUCCUCAGGUUACUGUACACAGUGAUUAGUGUUGGUACGCACAGAAAUAUUUAGAAGCAAACACGCAUUACUUGCAUUGGGAAUUGUGUAUCCACACAAGUUUUCUGAAACUUGUAUCAGUUAAAGGCCAAAAUAUGCUCCUGUGUAGCUACGUGAAUGCCAAGAGUUGAGGAAAUGGUAAAAAGCCUUUCCAGCUACAGUCAGUACCAGAAUGUUCAUAAGCACUUCCAGAAUGCAAAUUUGUUCUUUCAAGGGCAAUGAAAUCCAUACCGAGCGAGUAAUCUCGUUGCCUGUAGGUCCUGUGGAUCCAUCUACGUUUGCCUCUGUGUUGUCUGGAUUGAGCUUCAGUUUGCCCUACCUUCAUCCCUGUUGCAACUAAUCCCAGAAAGAGGGGAGUGAUCAUCACUUCCUCAGUGGCCUCAUUCUAUAAAAGCAACGGCAAAGCCUAGAGGACUGAACCAUUCUGGAAAGCUACUCCUUAAGCCUCAGGACACACUCCCAACUGGGUCUGUCGAGUGUAUAGACUGAUAACGGCACAUCAAAGAAACAAGUAUUUAUCGCUGUGUACAAGGAAGGUUCAAAGGAAUCUGCUGUCAGACAGAAAUCCCAGGGGCAACUAUUGAUCAUAUGAGGAGUAGCAACUCGUUCUUGGGGACCUUGUAAGGAGAUGUGUGGGGCAUUCUAUCCAGUGUUAAAGACUGCCCUGCUUGCAUACCACCAGUGUCAUAAAAACGGGCAGUCACUUAGUAAUCCAAGUAUAGCUGGGUUAUCUACCUGUGUACAGCUAUAAAUAUCAUGUACUUAUUUGUAAUGUGAACUUCGCCUCGAUACUUAGGCAUUGCUCUUCCAUGACAGCUCCCUUCCUCUUCCUUUUGCGAUAUGGGGAAGUGAUUCAUUUUUCUCAAGUUACAUUGUAUACAUUUUGUCUAGCUUGAGGUUGUCAACUCCAGAUUGGGAAAGAGGGCAGGGAGUUGGGGAGGGGAAAAGAGGGAACUUAGCAGGGAAUAAUGCCAUAGUCCACCCUCCAAAGCGUCUGUUUUCUCCAUGGGAAGCGGUCUAUGUGGCCUGGAUAUCAGUUGUAAUUUCUGAAGAUUAUCAGGCCCUAAACGGUGUUUGGCAACCGUAGUCCAGUGGUAUCAUUCCUGCCUGAAGUGCCUUGGUUAAUUUUGACUUGCGUUUGGUAGACUUUGAGUUUCCUUAGACGAAAAAUACAUUUAAAAACAAACAAGCAACCUUUUUAUGCAGAAUUGUACUGUGAGCUUGCUAAAGAACUACUAGUUAAAAGACGCCUCUGAACCAUUAAGAACUUUGUAACUGUAAUCCAUGUCUGAAGUGAUACGUUUUAGACUUAAUUGUAUUUUGCGGACGCACUAUCUUUAGCAUGUAAAAGUUAUAUCCUCGUGGCUCUUUGGACAAGUCCUUCAGGUGAACUGUGUAUUCCUGACUCUGAGAUCUAAUUCCCAGCCAGAUAUAUGGUACUGUAUUUGUAUCUACGGUCAAAAGUGAGCUCUCUGCUACUAACUGGAUUGCUCGAUACUUCUGCAAAGAGCCUCUCCUGGUUGCUGUACUGGGCUUUUUGCUAAAGCUGGCAGGAGAAAGCAACAAAGCCUCCAGGCCUCCUAAAUGUUGGACCAGGGGGAAAACUUGGGUGGAUGUUGUUACUGCUGUCAGAGUGCUACAGCAAUAAGAAUGCCAUUUGCCAAAUGUUUCCUCUGCUGACUGGUUUCCAAAGGGUGGACAAGGUCCUUCAACGGUUUUUUAAAUUUAUUUAUUUAUUUUUAUUUUUUCAAUUCAGAAGAGGGUAUAUAAGAGGCCCUUCAGUGUUGUGCGCCGGCUCACUUCCUUGGAAGUCUGAUGGUUCUGGCAAGAAUGAGUGUUGUCCUUGUAAAGGUCUCUUUGAGAGCUGCCCUCCUUGUCCCCGAAUCACCAGGCUGCAUUUCACAACCUUUCUGCGCCCCCCCCCCCCAGCUGAUUGAACAAAGUCAAGGGCCAUGCCCCUAACUAGGAAAAACCGCAGUUUCUUGCUUCCCUCCUUAUUUUCUUGUUGCGUCCCUUCUUUUUCUGAGGACUCAAGCAAAAAAUUAGAAGUUUGGAUCCUCUAAUUCACUACAGUUAAGCAGACGCUUCUAGAAGAAAUUUUUGUACAGAUUACAGAUUAUAAGGCGGUUGCCACCCUGUUCAUAUUUGCUGUAAAUACGAUGACUUGUGGUAUCUCACACACUCCUGUGCGUCCUUAGAGACUUAACAUACUGCUCUUCUGUGUUCUGUGAAUUGCACUUAGGGCCCAGUUAGAUGAGGUGCUAGGAGAACUGUGACUGGUCCUCGCAUGUCUUUUUUAAAAAUUUAAAGCCUUUACAGGGAGAGGCGUAAAUUGCAUUGGGGAAGUUCCCCUGUGGGGGAAAGGGUGUCCCAUUUUCCAAACGUAAAUUGAUCUCCAAAGGAAGAAAUAGGAGCCUGUCCUCAUUCUUGCCAGAGAAAAUAACAGCUUGAAGAAGGUCAAGAAAAGGGAAAAUGGCACCAAGGAAAGGUUUAAACAUCCAGCACCAUCUCCCGGACCCAAUUCAGCCCACAGCUGCUUUGCAUUUUCCUUUUUUUUAGAGAAAUGAGACAUCCAAUCUCAGCUCUCUGGCGGCCUUGUCUCAUUUCACCCUUGCUGUAGGUCUCAUCCUGUACACAGUUUGAUGCUUAGGACUUACUACAGUCAUUUUCUAUGAAACUUUUGUAUUUUUGUAUCUGGAGAUUUUGGUUGCGAACGAGUGUGUUUAUAGUUCUGUGCUUAUAGAUUAUGCCUGUCUUUUAAAGUCUUCGAAUUGUUCUUACGUUUUCAGUCUGUGUCCCUCCCCUGGUGCAUAUUUUUAUUUUAGAAUCACUGCUUAUUGUAAACUGAAUUAGCUAGCCAUCUCAGAGAAGUAUUAAGCAAGGUGUAGAAAAAUACCUAAUAUUUCUUGCUUAAAAGGGAUUUCAAUGAGAGAUUUUAAUAAGAGUAUGUGAGCAGAAAUAGGUCCAUAAAACAGAUCAAAACCAUGAUCCUAAAGAACACUACCUAUUCUGUUAUUGAAUAGUUCAUUUAAAUAAAUUCAGUACUGGGGUCCAGAGCAAGAUAGGUAUGCCUAAUUUUCUUCUGCUACUAUUCCGUUAGCCUUCCAAACCCCUAAUUGUUUUUUAAAUAUCCCCAAGUUCUAAAAGUUAAGGGUUUAGGUGUAAGCACCACUUAACAGUGAAAUGCAAUUAGGACAGGCACACUUGCUUUGGUCUGAUUUUCCACUUUUAAAUAUUACGGGGCGUUGGAAGGGGUGGGGACCUUUUCGAAGAUUAGAGGUGCUAUGGUUCCCCCAGUGCCCAGUGGUUCAUCUGGUUUGUGUUUCUUAGACAAUAGUCUCCUGUCCCACAUGCCAAAUCCAAAACAAAGAGUGACUUCAAAAAAAUUUAUUGAUAAUAGUGUGUGUGUGUGUGUGUGUGUGUGUGUGUGUGUGUGUGUGUGUGUGUGUGUGUGUGUGUGUGUGUGUGUGUGUGUGGGGAGGGGGGGCGUAAAAUCACUUCAGGCAUGCUCAGCCUUAGGGCGUGCCGCAAGCGUUUUCGAUCCUUGCCUAGAAAUCUGCAGAUUCUUGAAUCUGACACUGGAAUAUACCUUUGCCUGUAGAUGGCAUGCCUGAGAAACCAUCGUGUUGGAUACCUCAACUAUGAGUUAGUUAAAUUCAGUUUUAGUGCCUACGAACACAUCUUGGAGCGUGUGAGAAAACUUUCUUUGGCAGUGAAAUAACUUGAAGUAAUGGAGUGGUAACGCAUUUGCACAUUUGAAUCUUAAGUCUUAUUUAUAACCUGCAGCUCUUAAUCAAAGUUAUGAGCACGUAGAGUUUGUUUAUCAAUGCUACUUUUUCUUGCUGCUGUUUUCUGUGAACAACUUGAGAAUUGUUAGCCACCAAGCAGCCUAAAGCCCUUAGGAUUCAUUUUGUAACUCAUGUGAAAGAGGUCUUGGGUUCAGCUUUAGUGGUAGACUGUGUGUGUAGCCUUUUGGGGAAACUAUUUAGUUCUACAUAAUAGAACCAUUAAAGUGUGUGUUACCUUGGAAAACCAUGCACUUUGCUGCUAAAGCUCCUUGCAGCUGUUACCAUAUCUCUGGACAUCUGUGCCAAUGAACUAGGCUUGAUCAACAAAUCUUUACUCAUCUAGAAGGUGGGGAGGGGAACAGAUUCAUUUUUUUCAAGUAUUUGGCAUUACCACCAACAUCAUAAGAACUUACAACUCUUCUGCGAAGUCAUCCUGCUCUAGAAAAUAUCUCCUUCGUACAAUGGUCAGCCAAUUUUAUCCAAAGAUUAAAUCCAAAAUGGCAGUAUUUUCCAAAUGAUGUAAUUGACCUUCUGCAGUCUUCCUUUGGCGAAAGCUACAGUACCUUAAAGUCAGGGUCGCAAGGGACCAUGAAUCAUAAGCUGGAAAAUCCCACCACUCAUUCUGCUUGUGGAAUGGCACUCCUGGUGCCUCCUUAGUAACAAGCCCCCCUAUCUUUUCAUGUACAGACUGCAAGGGAGAUUUGAUGCAGAAUUUGAUGCUGUUAUCUAAAUGUCAAAACUACAAAGGGCUACUCCAGGGCAUACCUAAAGAAACUCUGGAUUGUGGUCAAGAUUCCUACAAACUGAAUUAGCUGUAAAACCACAUUUUCAAAAUUUGGGCCUGAUUCUGCAGACUUACGAUGGUAGGUCUAGCAGCUAUCUUGUGUGCGGUGUGAUUUAAGAGUGACGUUCACAUGUCACUUGUAAUAGUAUUGUGGUCUGUAUUUUAUUACUUGACUAUAAAGUGUUGUCAAGUGUUUAUUCACAGCAAGCCUGCAAUAUCUGGUACCCACUAAGCCUAGCUUGGUUCGCCAGUCUCCUCUGACAGUCUCCUGGGAAUGAAUGAUCUCUUGGGUCCUGGGACAGCUCAAGUCACAGUACAUAUUGGAUGGGUUGCAUCUAGCUGUGAUGCGUCACAAGAAGUUGUGCAGUCCUUUAUAUAGGGAACUCAAAGAACACUCUGUUCUGUCUUCCCAUUUCUCCAUCUGCUCCCAAGCUGUCAUGGAAAUACCUGUGUGUGUUUAAAGAUGGGAAAAUGAAUUAAAUUUGUUUUGUGUAUAGUGAUUGUGUGCUUUGUGGAAAAAUUAACCUUUGUUCAUGUAAUUUCAGUGUGAAAGUUCAAAAGGGAAAAUGUCUGUGACUGUGACUUUCUACGUUUGAGGAAUAUUAAAAUGAAACACUAAACCUGAAAAUGGCUUAAAUCCUCAGUGGUUUGAGACCGUUUUUUUCAGCUGGAGAGGGGCAAGAAAGACAGGACCGGGGGUGUGGGUGGGGGGAGGAUGCCUUAGACUGGUAAAUCUGCAUUUUGUCAUUUUAUAUUUCUGUAUUUGGAUUAUGCUCUCCAAGCUCAUUUUAAAUUUGAACGUAUCAAUUAUUUAUUAGUUUGGUAGUGUGAAGACAGAACUUCAUAACUGUCCCAGUGCAGGCAUCGAACCCCCUUUUUUAAGAAUUACAGUGGAUUGGAUCUAAACUUUUCUGCCAGCAGCAUUUUUGUUGUUGGUUGUGAAGGAGAUCCACACAUUCACCUCUCCCCCAAAUACACACAUCGUAUGCAUUGGUAUUCCUGGAGGUGCUGUGACACCCCCCCCCCCAAAACCAGGCAAUGAAAUGCUGGGGGGACGUGUUGAAAUAUCUGCUGUUCUCAGUAUUUUGUAUCCAAUCUGAACGUAGAAUGUUGAAGACUCUAAUUUUCAAUAAUACCGCAAAAAAAUGGCAAGCUCUCUCCUUUUCGGUGUCUCCAUCCUGAUUCAACAAGACCUUUAUUUUACUUCAUUUAUACCCCGCCUUUGUCCCCAGUGGACCCAAAGUGGUUUACAUCAUCCACUUCUCCAUUUUUUCCUCACAACAAACUCUGCAAGGCCGGUUUAGCUGUGUGUGUGUGUGACUGGCCCAAGGUCACCCAGCGAGCUUCCAUGGCAAAGCAGAGAAUCAGUUUUAUACCUGCUGCAAUAAAAGGUUAAAUUUGGCUUACGCAUUCAGUGCUUUAACUGCAAACUUGCAAACAGAUGAUUACCAGAGGGUUUUUUUUUCCCUGUAGCUGUGUGAUUGGCCAGGUUAUAAUCAGUGAUCCUACUUAUAUAUAAGUUAAUGGGAUGGGGACCUGAAAGACCGUUUUUGUGCAAGGCGCGGUGGGUUUGAAUGACUCGGAGGCUGAAGCCACUUGGAAAGGUAAUGAACUGCUUUCGCACUAGAGGAAACCCUGCACAUACUCAGAGACUGGUUUUGUUCCCAUCAAAUCUAUUGUUAAGGUGAACGGGGGAAUGGAACUGAAUGUGAAUAUCUUAUGCGCUCUCUGUAGGGUUUACACUUGUAUAUGCUCAAUAGAAGCUUUUUUAAAAUAAAUGAACUUAAAAUGUUCUUUCAAAUACUUUGUACCUCUUAUAUUACGUUACACAUCCUUGUGUACAUUUUUGUACUGUAUCCUUUUCAAAUAAAGUGUAGUUUAUUAAAAGUGCCACUUAACUGACCAUACAUAUUGUCAUCUGUGAAUGCUGAUAACCUGGAUUGCUACUUUGUUCAAAUGAUUCUGGGUGUAAGGAUGAAUCUUUCUGCCUUUAGCCUUUGCUCAGGUAUUUUAUGUUGGAGUUUUUAUUUUAGAUGUAUGAAUGUAUGCUUUGUUUUACAACUGUUGUAUGUUGUAUUUUUGUGUAUUGAGGAAAUAAAAUAAUAGAAAGGAAGCAAGUGUGUCACCAGCAUCGUGGUGCAAUAAGUUUGGGGGGGGGGGGGCUGGCUUGAAUCCCUAGAGGCUUGAGGUUUGUUUGACUUGGUCUCGGGGUCAGACAUACUUAGUUCUAAAAAUAUCACACUGAUGGGAUGCUUAAUGCACCAUGUUGCUAGGGCACAGAAGUACUUCAUCCACUUCAUCUGAAACAUCGUAUAGGAGACGGUGAUAAUCAGGGGUAGUUGGGAGAAAAUGAAACUAGGACGGCUGAGCCGCUCUCGGCUCCUUUUCUUUCCUUUCUCGCCCCCAAACUGCUUGACCAAACAUAAUCCAACAGGAAAUUUGUACAACCAGCGCCAGGGUCCAUGGUUUCUGUCUCCAGAAUGCAAUUUAGAUAUUUUUGUCUUGAUUUAUUGUGAUUGUAAAUAUUUACAGAAAGGAAAUAAUAUUUUUUUUAAAAAAACACACACACACAACUUGAUUUUUCAACAGCUUCUGCUGAAAAAAAA
Molecule: messenger RNA, 10742 nt
Organism: Eublepharis macularius
Lineage: Eukaryota; Metazoa; Chordata; Lepidosauria; Squamata; Eublepharidae
Gene: PGAP1
Product: post-GPI attachment to proteins inositol deacylase 1
Exons: 27
Coding region: 26-2830 (934 amino acids)
Biological process (GO): GPI anchor metabolic process; endoplasmic reticulum to Golgi vesicle-mediated transport
Cellular component (GO): endoplasmic reticulum
Molecular function (GO): phosphatidylinositol deacylase activity
Source: RefSeq, a predicted model, not a curated record